Molecule: messenger RNA, 528 nt
Organism: Tetrahymena thermophila SB210
Lineage: Eukaryota; Ciliophora; Oligohymenophorea; Hymenostomatida; Tetrahymenidae
Exons: 2
Source: RefSeq, a predicted model, not a curated record
AUGAGACAUUAAAAUUGUGCGUUUGUCGAGACUCUUCUCACUACUAUGACUAAACCUAAAAAGCCUGCUUAUUUAACCCAUCCACAUAAAAUUGUGAUAUUUUAGAAUCAUUUCUUCCUUCUUGUAAGAAAUGUUUAAGUGGAUUUUAAAAUAAACAAGGGCGUUGCUUAUACUGCGGGAGUGGAAAAUAUACCGAUGAUAAUACAAAUUAAUGCUCUUAAAAUUGUCAGGAUUAUUGUUUUUUAUGCUCAAAUUAAUAAGAAUGUAAGUAAUUUGAUGAUUAAUUUCCAUGUCACUUUAGCUGUUAAUUGUGUUCGAAGCCUAAUUCAUCAAAAAGCUGCAGCCUGUGUAGCUCAAUAACUAGAGAAUUUAAUUAUACAGAUAGUACUUGCAACUGUAAAUAUGGGUAUGAGGAAGUCAAUAAAACUGACUGUACUGAGAUUUAAUAGUCUUAUAGCUAGUAGUUUUUAACAUUUAAGAAAGCUAUUGAAAACAUUUCUUAUUACAUGCAAUUAAUUUAAGUUUUGA